This is a messenger RNA of Penaeus indicus, 747 nucleotides long. RefSeq lists its product as uncharacterized. Lineage: Eukaryota; Metazoa; Arthropoda; Malacostraca; Decapoda; Penaeidae. The record is from RefSeq and is a predicted model, not a curated record. The transcript has 3 exons. The annotation marks the transcript as partial.
UCCUCCCCUCCCUCCUCCUCCUCCUCCUCCUCUUCUUCCUCCUCCUCCUCUUCUUCCUCCUCCUCCUCUUCCUCCUCCUUUUAUCCCUCCUCCUCCUCCUCCUCCUCCUCCUCCUCUUCCUCCUCCUCUUCCUCCUCAUCAUCUUCUUCCUCCUCCUCAUCUUCUUCCUCCUCCUCCUCAUCUUCUUCCUCCUCCUCCUCAUCUUCCUCCUCCUCCUCAUCUUCUUCCUCCUCCUCAUCUUCUUCCUCCUCCUCUUCAUCUUCUUCCUCCUCCUCUUCAUCUUCUUCCUCCUCCUCUUCAUCUUCUUCCUCCUCCUCCUCAUCUCCUUCCUCCUCCUCCUCAUCUCCUUCCUCCUCCUCCUCAUCUCCUUCCUCCUCCUCCUCAUCUCCCUCCUCCUCCUCAUCUCCUUCCUCCUCCUCCUCAUCUCCCUCCUCCUCCUCUCCCUCCUCUUCCUCCUCCUCCUCCUCUUCCUCCUCCUCUCCCUCUUCCUCCUCAUCUCCCUCAUCUCCCUCUUCCUCCUCUUCUUCCUCCUCUUCCUCCUCUUCCUCCUCUUCCUCCUCUCCCUCUUCCUCCUCUUCUUCCUCUUCUCCCUCCUCCUCCUCCUCUUCCUCCUCCUCCUCCUCUCCCUCCUCUUCCUCCUCUCCUUCCGUACCUGUGCAUGAAGCACAUGAAGAAACAAAGUUAGAGCAAAAGCAAAGAACAUUAGUGCCUUGCAUAAGAAACAGGCAGCGACUGCCCGUGUUCUGA